Molecule: messenger RNA, 618 nt
Organism: Penicillium cataractarum
Lineage: Eukaryota; Fungi; Ascomycota; Eurotiomycetes; Eurotiales; Aspergillaceae
Exons: 2
Coding region: 1-618 (205 amino acids)
Source: RefSeq, a predicted model, not a curated record
AUGUCAAACCAAGCAUCACGAAACCUUUCCGGCAGUACCAUGCCCGGAGGCGAUAAAGCUGCGAAUGGCACACAUCGAUCAGAGAGCCUAUCCAAGGGGCCACCCCCGGCUCCGAACGUGCCGGGGAUAGCAUCGAAUGGGCUACACACCACAUCAAAAGACGCCGUCAAGCCACCGCCAGGCGGUGCUGGCCGCACCACCAUAGACGGUCCCCUCCUGGAGUCUAGUCUCACCACAGAAUAUGAAGACAUCCUCGAUGAUCUGGAAGAGAAUUCCGGCAUGGCCGUGAGCCUCACCAACAUCAUGCAUGCCAGGAUCGAAGAGCUCCUGAAGGGCCGCGCCCAGUCAGAGAAGAGCGUCGAUGAUCUAACAAAGAGACUGGCCGACAUGACCAAGAGUCGCGAUGAAAAGAAUGCCCAGCUCCUCAAGCUACAGAAGAGUGAUGCUGAGAUGAAGAGUAAGCUUGAGGAACGGGACAAGCAGCUGCAUAAACACAAGGCGGCGUAUGAGCGGGUGAAGAUUGUCAAUGACAGGCUGAGCAAGACCCUGGCCGCUCGGAAUAGUUACUUUGAGAGACCUAUGAAAGCCGGUAAGUGGAAUAAUUCAUCCCUAGUAUAA